Molecule: messenger RNA, 1106 nt
Organism: Vanrija pseudolonga
Lineage: Eukaryota; Fungi; Basidiomycota; Tremellomycetes; Trichosporonales; Trichosporonaceae
Gene: NIT1
Product: Deaminated glutathione amidase
Exons: 5
Coding region: 4-1059 (351 amino acids)
Molecular function (GO): hydrolase activity, acting on carbon-nitrogen (but not peptide) bonds, in linear amides
Source: RefSeq, a predicted model, not a curated record
CUUAUGUUUCUUCGUACUCGUACUUUGGCACGCUUUCGACCUUUGCUUUCUCCUGUGUAUAUCCCCACAUAUCGAUCAUUCAGCUCAACGACAGCCAUAAUGACAAAAGUCGCCGUCGCCCAGAUCCUGUCGACCCACGACGUGAAGCACAACCUCGCGGUCUCGGCCAAGGUUGUGCGCGACGCCGUUGCUGAAGGAGCAAAGGCCGUGUUCCUCCCCGAGGCGGCCGAUUUCAUCGCACGCAGCGCUCAGGAGACGUUCGAGCUCUCCGCUCCCCUCUCGAAGCACGAGUACACCAAGGGAUUGCAGGCGCUCGCCAAGGAGCUCGGCGUCGUCAUCUCCGCCGGCGUACACGACCUUCCCGAGGCGUACGAGAACGACGACGAGCCAGAGAGCAGCUUGAGGGUGUACAACACCCAUGUGCUCAUCGGCACUGACGGCGAGCUGCUCGCGCGGUACCGCAAGAUCCACCUCUUCGACGUUGAGCUGCAGCAGGCGGCUGGGGCAGACGGCGUCGUUCCAGCUCCUAAGCGUACUGGCGAGUCGGACCGUGUUCGCCCUGGCAAGGAGAUUGUGCCUCCCGUCGCUGUCAACGGGCUGGGCAAGGUCGGCCUCGAGAUCUGCUACGACCUUCGCUUCCCCGAGCUGCACAUCAUCCAGACGCGCCUGGGUGCUCAGAUUCUCACCUUCCCGUCGGCUUUCACGCUCAAGACUGGCAAGGAUCACUGGGCCACCCUCCUCCGGGGUAUCGCGAUCCAGUUCCAGGUCUACGUGCUCGCCUCCGCACAGUACGGUGCCCACAACCCCCAGCGUUCGUCGUGGGGUGAGGCCCUGGCCUUCGACCCCUGGGGCCGCCAGCUCGGCCGCCUGCGUAGCGUCGAGGACGACGGUGACAAGGCCAGCAUUGACAAGGUGUACGCCGAGGGCGGCGAGUACUUCCUCACGGACAUUGACCUUGACACGGUCACGAGCACGAGGAAACAGAUCCCCCUGGCCUUCCAGAAGCGGACCGACAUCUACGGCGUGGUGGGCAAGGAGCUUCCUCCCCACCCUAUCUAGUUGUACACUUGUAGUGUUCUGGGCCUAUGCAUAGAGGGUGGAAUGGG